This is a messenger RNA of Glycine soja, 4239 nucleotides long. RefSeq names its product NF-X1-type zinc finger protein NFXL1-like. The transcript has 2 exons. The record is from RefSeq and is a predicted model, not a curated record. Bases 139 to 3951 code for a protein of 1270 amino acids. NCBI's taxonomy places the organism in Eukaryota, Viridiplantae, Streptophyta, Magnoliopsida, Fabales, Fabaceae. Gene Ontology annotation, biological process: regulation of DNA-templated transcription. Gene Ontology annotation, molecular function: zinc ion binding; RNA polymerase II transcription regulatory region sequence-specific DNA binding; DNA-binding transcription factor activity, RNA polymerase II-specific. Gene Ontology annotation, cellular component: nucleus.
AGGAGAGGCUCUGGUCUGGAAGAAAACAAAACAAAUCUCAGAAAACAAAACCCAAAAUUCAAUAGUCACAACCACAAGCGCAUCAUCGAAGUGUCGCUUCUCCCUUCUUUCCCUCACUUUCAGGAAGAUUAUAGAGAUAUGAGUUCUCAACUUCGGAGAGAAAGAAGGGACUGGUCCAGGGUUCCACCACAAGGUGCUACUCGUCAAGAAUGGGUCCCCAGAGGGGCUGCUGCUGCGUCCAGCAAUGUUGCUCAGCCAUCAAAUUUGCAUUCAAACAACAAUGCUGAUGCUGGUUCUUCCAAUCAAGGGGUGGCCGUCGCUGCUCCGUCGUCGGUGAGUCGCGCUAGAAGCAACAAUCAUGGGAAUGAUUCCGGUUCUUCCAAUCAAGGGGUGGCCGUUGCUGUUGUGUCGGUUAGUCACGGUAGAAGCAACAAUCAUGGGACUGAUGCUGCCGGUUCUUCCAAUCAAGGGGUGGCCAUUGCUGCUCUGUCGGUGAGUCGCGGUAGAAGCAACAUUCAUGGGAAUGAUGCUGGUUCUUCCAAUCAAGGGGUGGCCGUUGCUGCUCUGCCAGCCAGUCGCGGUAGAAGCAACAAUCAUGGGACUGAUGCUGCCGGUUCUUCCAAUCAAGGGGUGGCCAUUGCUGCUCUGUCAGUGAGUUGCGGUAGAAGCAACAUUCAUGGGCAUGAUGCUGGUUCUUCCAAUCAAGGGGUGGCCGUUGCUGCUCCACCAGCCAGUCGCGGUAGAAGCAACAAUCCCAGGAAUGAUGCUGGUUCUUCCAAUCAAGGUUUGGCCGUUGCUCCGCCGGUGAAUCGUGGUAGAAGCAACAAUCAAGGGAAAGAUUCUGGUCCUUCCAGUCAAGGGGUGGCUGUUGCUGCACUGGCGAGUCGUGGUAGAAGCAACAAUCAUGGGACUCAUAGGAUGGAAAAGGAAAAGGAUAAGGGGAACAAGAGUGGGAGUCAGGUGGAGAAGGGAUUGGGAGUGGGAGUCAGAUACUCUAGUUUGCCUCAACUGGUGCAAGAGAUUCAGGAGAAGCUCAUGAAAGGUACUGUGGAGUGCAUGAUUUGCUAUGAGAUGGUCCAGAGGUCUGCGGCGGUUUGGUCUUGCUCCAGCUGUUACUCUAUCUUUCACCUGAACUGCAUCAAGAAGUGGGCUAGGGCACCAAUUUCAAGUGAUUUGUCCUUGUCUGUGGAGAAGAAUCAUGAGCUUAAUUGGCGGUGUCCUGGUUGCCAGUCUGUGAAAUUUACCUCUUCAAAGGAGAUUAGGUAUGUUUGCUUUUGUGGGAAGAGGAUAGACCCUCCAUCUGAUUUGUAUCUGACACCUCACUCGUGUGGAGAACCAUGUGGGAAGCCUCUUCAGAAGGUGUUGGUUGCUGGAGGGAAUAGGGAUGAUCUUUGCCCUCAUGCUUGUGUCUUGCAAUGCCAUCCAGGACCAUGCCCUCCCUGUAAAGCAUUUGCUCCUCCUCGGUUGUGCCCUUGUGGGAAGAAAAAUAUUACCACCCGUUGCUCUGAUCGGCAGUCUGUUCUUACCUGUGGACAAUGCUGUGAUAAACUUCUUGAAUGUGGGCGGCAUCGCUGUGAACACAUUUGUCAUGUGGGUCCAUGCAAUCCUUGUAAGGUUCCAAUCAGUGCAACUUGUUUUUGCAGUAAAAAGACAGAGGUUUUUUCUUGUGGGGACAUGUCUGUGAAGGGUGAAAUUGAAGCAAAAGGUGGGGUUUUUGCUUGUGGUUCCUAUUGUCUAAAGAAACUUGGUUGUGGUAAUCAUGUCUGUAGUGAGAUUUGCCAUCCAGGAAGCUGUGGGGAAUGUGAAUUUUUACCUAGCCGGGUUAAGACAUGCUGUUGUGGGAAAACAAGGUUGGAGAAUGAACGCCAGAGUUGUUUGGAUCCGAUACCUACCUGCUCUAAAGUAUGUGGCAAGCUGCUUCAUUGUGGCAUGCAUAGUUGUAAAGAGGCAUGUCAUGUUGGGGAGUGUCCACCUUGCUUGGUUGAAGUUUCACAGAAGUGCCGUUGUGGCUCAACUUCCCGAACUGUGGAGUGCUAUAAGACUACGAUGGAGAAUGAGAAAUUUUUGUGUGAAAAGUCUUGUGGGAUAAAAAAGAAUUGUGGAAGGCAUCGAUGUAGUGAAAGGUGUUGUCCAUUUACUAAUUCAAAUCAUUAUAAUACCUUUAGUGGGGAUUGGGCUCCUCACUUUUGUUCCAUGCCAUGUGGAAAGAAGCUAAGGUGUGGCCAGCAUUCGUGUGAAUGUCUGUGUCACAGUGGUCAUUGUCCACCUUGUUUCCAAACAAUCUUUAAUGAAUUGGCUUGUGCUUGUGGUAGGACUUCAAUACCUCCUCCUCUACCGUGUGGCACACCGCCUCCCUCAUGUCAGCUUCCGUGCUCAGUUCCUCAGCCAUGUGGUCAUUCAGUCUCACACAGUUGCCAUUUUGGAGACUGCCCUCCUUGUUCAGUUCCUGUAGCAAAAGAAUGUAUUGGCGGGCAUGUAGUUCUUAGAAACAUACCUUGUGGUUCAAAGGAUAUCAGAUGCAAUCAUCCCUGUGGGAAGACCAGGCAGUGUGGUUUACAUGCAUGUGGUAGAACAUGUCACCCCCCACCUUGUGAUAGUCAAUCUGGUGUUGUGCAAGGUUUCAAAGCACCAUGUGGCCAAACAUGUGGUGCUCCAAGAAGAAGCUGCCGGCACACAUGUAUGGCUCCUUGUCACCCUUCAUCUCCAUGCCCAGAUAUAAGGUGUGAAUUCCCUGUUACAAUCACUUGCUCUUGUGGCCGUGUAACCGCAAAUGUUCCUUGUGAUGGUGGUGGUAGCAGUAGCAAUUAUAAUGCUGAUGCCAUACAUGAAGCUUCCAUUAUUCAAACAUUGCCUGCACCACUUCAACCAGUUGAUGCAAAUGGCAAGAAAGUUCCCCUAGGACAAAGAAAACUGAUAUGUGAUGAUGAAUGUGCUAAGCUGGAACGCAAAAGGGUUCUCGCAGAUGCUUUUGACAUUACUGCUCCAAAUCUGGACUCUCUUCAUUUUAGUGAUAACUCUCUUUCUUCUGAAUUGCUUUCUGAUUUUUUUAGGCGUGAGCCAAAAUGGGUUUUAGCUGUUGAGGAGAGAUGCAAAAUUUUAGUUCUUGGCAAGAGUAGAGGAAUAGGAACUGCACAUGGUUUAAAAGUCCACAUCUUUUGUCCCAUGCUGAAGGAAAAAAGAGAUGCAGUGAGAUUGAUUGCUGAUAGAUGGAAGCUUGCAGUCAAUGCUGCUGGCUGGGAGCCAAAGCGAUUUAUUGUAAUUUCUGUUACCCCAAAAUCAAAGGCCCCAGCUCGUGUGAUAGGGGUUAAGGGUACUACAACUUUAAAUGUGCCUCUUCCUCCUGCAUUUGAUCCAUUGGUUGAUAUGGACCCGCGACUUGUUGUCUCGUUUCCAGACUUACCAAGGGAUACUGAAAUUAAUUCCUUGGUGUUGAGGUUUGGUGGCGAGUGUGAGCUUGUUUGGUUGAAUGACAAGAAUGCUUUGGCUGUUUUUCAUGAUCCUGCCCGAGCUGCAACUGCAAUGAGGAGGUUGGAUUAUGCAACAGUUUAUCAGGGAGCUGUUUUGGUUGCCCCGAAUGCUGGGGCAUCGGCGGCAUCUUCAGCUACCAAUGCCUGGGGAGGAGCUCUGCCGGCAUUGAAAGGUAACUCAUGGAAAAAGGCUGUGGCUCAAGACUCUGGUUGGGGAGAUUCUGGGGUUGGUGAAGAGUGGACUGCUGGUUCUGUGAAUAUCCAGCCAUCUGUUUGGAAGAAGGAAGCACCUCUGGCUGCUUCUUUAAAUCGUUGGAAUGUCUUGGAGCAGGAGUCAAGUUCAAGUUCAUCGUCUACAACUAUUAGAGCUGAUAUUUCUGGGAAGAAAACUGAAAAUACUGGUGAAGAAGGUGGCUCAAAGGAAGAGGAAAACUUGGAUGCAACUUCUGAAGUAGUUGAUGAUUGGGAGAAGGCUUAUGAAUGAGGGACAAAAUAGGCCUCCUUCUGUUAAAAAAACAAAAAAAAAAAAAACUCCUUAUUGUUAGAAAUUUUAUCUUGUUAUAAAGUAGCUAGACAUGAAUUGUUAGGCCUCAUUGCCUUGUUUCAUGAAUUUUUGCUAGGUCAUUUCUUUUCCUUAUAGGUAUAUGUUUUAAACUCAGUUAUUAGAACAGUUGUACCCAGAUUAAGCAAUGGGUAUCUAGUAUCUACAGAAAAAAAUUGCAUUUUGUAAAUGCGCUGCAUUGUUUAAUCAAGUCCUUAAAUCUUUUGGAUU